AUGAAGACUGUUAGAACCAUAUCUUUUCUUGUCUUCUGCAGCUACAUUAAAUGUCAGACUCUUCAGAGAAGUUUACUAGAUGCAGCCAUGCAGCACACUAAUAGCCAGAAUUAUCUAGAGGAGAACUUAAGAGCUGUCACUAGUAUUAUGGUUGCACAGUUUCUUCAGAAAUUGACUUAUGAAAAAGUACAAACCAUAGUUAAAGAAUUACUAGAUCUUGCAGAGAAGUGCAAGAGCCUCAAGCCACACGAAUCACCUUCAGAAUGUUGUCACCAAUUGAUGACUACCUUCCUAGAGCAUAUUUGCAAUAACCAAGGGUUGGCUGACAGACAUGUAUUUUCUGACUGUUGCAAUACAAAUAAUUCAGCAAGACACAAGUGCUUCCUAUCAUACAAAAAGGAUGUUGCAGGUUACAGUGAUAUAUUCCAAAUUUCAAAUCCUGAGCAGAUCUGUGAGAUGGACAAAGAGAAUCCAGUGCCAGUGAAAGAGAAGUACAUUUAUGAAACUUCUAGGAAACAUCCAUUCUUGUACGGACCCACUAUUCUGACCAUGUCUGCUUGCUACGAAACAGCUGUUCAGUCUUGUUGCCGAGAAGAAAAUAAGACUGAAUGCUUCCAGAUAAAGCUAGAACCCAUCAGAAAAUACGUUAGAGAAAUAUCUUUGAGGCAUCACCACUUAUGUGAGAUUGGGAUUAAAUUCAACCACAAAGUAGCAAAAGCAGUGGAAUUGGUUCUGUUGACUAAAAAACAACCUAGAGCUAACUUUUCUGAAAUUGCCAAACUGGCCAUGGAUAUUAAAAAUCUGCAUCAGAUCUGUUGUGAAGGAAAUGCAGUAGCGUGUGUGCUUGGCAGAAGCCAGCUUAUGAACUAUACCUGCUCUAAACAGGCUACACUAUCCAGCAAGAUCACUCCAUGCUGUGAACUGCCAGAACCAUUCCGAGGGGAAUGCAUUAUCAACUCAGAAAAUGACAAACCUGAUCUCUCAUCCCUGCCACUUAGCAGGUUUACAGAAGACCAGUUUGUAUGCAAACAAUUCACUGACAAACAAGAUGACUUCCUACAAGAGUUUCUUUAUGAAUAUUCAAGAAGACAUCCAGAGUUGGCAGUUCCAGUGAUUUUAAGAGUGGAUACACUAUAUCAAAACUUACUGGGAAAAUGCUGUAAAUUAGAAAAUCCUCUGGAAUGCUAUAGUCAUGGGGAAGAGAUGUUUCAAAGAGUGGUUCGUGAAAGCCAUGAGCAUGUGAAAAAUCAGUGUGAUUUACAUGAGAAAUUAGGAGAUAGUAACUUCCAUGACAGGCUCAUAGUCCUUUAUACUAAGAAAGCCCCACAACUAUCUGCUCAGGAGUUGGUUAUAUUCACGAGGAACAUGGCAGCUGCUGCCACCAAAUGUUGUCCACUGAAUGAUAAGCAACAGUUUGCUUGCAUGGAGAACUCGGCAAAGCUAAUUCUUGGAGCUUUAUGCAGAAGACACGAGGCAGAGUCUAUCAAUGCCGGCGUGGGUCACUGCUGUGAUGACUCGUAUGCCUUCAGGAAGCCUUGCUUUGAUGAUCUGCAAGUAGAUGCAACUUACACUUCUCCACAUUUAUCCUGUGACCAAGUCGUCAACCUUAAUGAGGACUUGUGCAGAGCUCAGGAGGAGGAAUUACAAACCGAAAAGCAAAAACUCCUCAGCAACCUUGUGAAGCAUGAACCAUAUGCAACAGAGAUGCAGUUCCAAUCAGUUAUUGUGGAUUUUGCUCACCUGGUGGAGAUGUGCUGUCAAGCAGAGAAAAGUGAAAUGUGUCUCCAAGAAGAGGGGUCCAAACUGAUUAAAAAGUGCCAGUCUCUUUUGGGAGGCUAA
Balaenoptera ricei (Rice's whale) is the source of this 1839-nucleotide messenger RNA. Its product is annotated as alpha-fetoprotein-like. Gene Ontology annotation, molecular function: fatty acid binding; zinc ion binding. Gene Ontology annotation, biological process: transport. Lineage: Eukaryota; Metazoa; Chordata; Mammalia; Artiodactyla; Balaenopteridae. Gene Ontology annotation, cellular component: cytoplasm; blood microparticle. The record is from RefSeq and is a predicted model, not a curated record. The transcript is spliced from 14 exons. Bases 1 to 1839 code for a protein of 612 amino acids.